This is a messenger RNA of Apis cerana (Asiatic honeybee), 908 nucleotides long. RefSeq names its product haloacid dehalogenase-like hydrolase domain-containing protein 2. Gene Ontology annotation, molecular function: phosphatase activity. Lineage: Eukaryota; Metazoa; Arthropoda; Insecta; Hymenoptera; Apidae. The record is from RefSeq and is a predicted model, not a curated record. Gene Ontology annotation, cellular component: cytoplasm. Gene Ontology annotation, biological process: dephosphorylation.
AUAAUAUAUAAAUAUAUAUAAAAUAAAUAAUAAAAUUUUGUAAAAUAUGGCAAAACAAAUAAAAAUGGUACUAAUAGAUCUUAGUGGUACUCUUCAUAUUGAUAAUACAGUGAUUCCAGGUGCAGUGGAAGCUUUAAACAGGCUUCGAAAUGCUAAUAUACCGUACAAAUUUGUCACAAAUACAAGUAAAGAAUCUAGCAACUUACUAUAUAAUCGAUUAACAAAAUUAGGUUUUACUGUUAAAAAGGAAGAAAUUUUUAGUAGUUUAAUUGCAACAAGAAAACUGAUCAUUUCGAAAAAAUUAAAUCCAAUGUUAUUGAUUGAUCCUCAUGCUAAUGAAGAUUUUGAAGAUUUGGUAAAAACAAAUGAAACAAUGAAUGCUGUAGUAAUUGGAUUGGCACCGGAUAAAUUUCAUUACGAAGAAUUGACAAAAGCAUUCAGGUUACUAUUAGAUGGUGCAUCUCUCAUAGCAAUUCAAAAAGCUCGAUAUUAUAAAAGAUCAGAUGGUUUAGCUUUAGGACCAGGGUGUUUUGUUGCUGGUUUAGAAUAUUCUGCUAAUGUAAAGGCGGAAGUCAUUGGAAAACCUACUGCAGAGUUUUUUAAAGCUGCUUUAGGAAACGUAUCUCCCGAAGAAGCAAUUAUGAUCGGCGAUGAUGUUAAAGAUGAUGUAGCUGGUGCCCAAGCUAUCGGUAUAAGAGGAAUUCUAGUACAAACUGGAAAAUAUCGAGAUGGAGAUGAAAAUACAAUUACACCACUGCCUACAAAAGUAUGCAGCUCUUUUGUACAAGCUGUAGAAUAUAUUCUUAAAAAAGAAAUUUAAAUAUUAUGAUUUUGCAAUAAUAUAAUGUAUAUUAGUGCACAUGUACAUUUAUAUAAGUUAUUCUGUAUUAAAUUAUAUUUUAUUCAAA